Messenger RNA from Durio zibethinus, 1689 nucleotides. The record is from RefSeq and is a predicted model, not a curated record. NCBI's taxonomy places the organism in Eukaryota, Viridiplantae, Streptophyta, Magnoliopsida, Malvales, Malvaceae.
UUUCUUAUCCUGACAUAAUGUUUCUUAUCCUGACAUUAUUCGUGCAUUGUUAAUUUUGGCUUUUCAAGUUCACAGGAUUUGCUUAUGUUGAAUUUCGCAGGAUAAGGGGGAUGAUUUGAAUGUUAUUUUGGGUAAUGUGGAGUGUGUGAAUACUGAUGGUAGUGAAUCAGUUGAAAUAGAGGCUUCUGGUGUUGAUCACAUUGAUGCUGAAGUGAUGGUCUGUGAGGUUAGUAGGAAUUCCUUAAAGGGGGGUGAUGUCAAUAAAAAUGUUGAAAGUCUUGAGACUUCAGAUGCAGAACUAAAUAAAGCAGCGGUUAAUGAUCUGGGAUUAGAGUCAUCUCAGAUCAGAACUGCGGAAUGGCCUUGCAUAGAGCCUACUGAUACUUCAACAACCAGGCAAUGGCCCAGCUUUAAGCCCUGCACUAUUCCUGUAACGCAUGUGGUUUCUGUUGAAGAACAGAUUAGAUUCAACAUGUUGCAGUUGCAGCAAAAUGUCUUUGAAGCUUGCAAACAAUUCCUAUCUACAACUGCUGGAUCAGACACUGAUGAAAAUGAUAAUGAAGUUGAUGAAGAUGAUUUAAUGGAUGAAGAUGGGUCUAAAGAAUGCAAGGAGUUCAAUUUUUUUGCGAGGCUUUUCACAGAGAACAAUGAACUCCGAAGUUAUUAUGAGACUAACUGUGGAGGCGGGGAUUUCUGUUGUUUGGUCUGUUGUGGGAUUGGGAAGAAAGCUUGGAGGACUUUUAAAGGCUGUGUAGGGCUUAUUCAGCAUUCCACUGCAGUAUCAAAGACAAAAAGGAAGCUAGCUCAUAGAGCUUUUGGGCUGGUUAUUUGUAAGGUUCUUGGUUGGGAUAUUGAUCAUCUUCCAUCAAUUGUGUUAAAGAGUGAGCCUCAGAGUCGUUCAUUGGAGAACUUGCCACAGCGUGAUGGAAAAGCUGGUUGUGACAUGGAUGAGCCAGAUGCUCAUACAGACAAAACAGAUUCCAAAUCAACUUCUGAGGAGGAUAUUGAUGCACAUCAAAAUAAUAGCAUGCUGAUGAGUAAUGAGAAUUCUUUCAAUGAAGAGCCUAGCAAAGACAACAAUUUAGAAUACAGGACUUUGAAUAUUGAAGCAACUGAAGAUAAAGCGGUCCAUUCCCUGAAUUCGUCAUUGGAAAAUGAUAGCCAACCUAAAGCAGGCAAUAUUCAGAUGGAGAAUUCAAGUGUUGAUGAGACGGAGGAGGAUGCUUACAAUCUGACGUAGAAAUAUCUUAAUCAGAAAACAUUGUAGAUGGAGAAAAUGAACAUUGCAUAAUUACCAUUUGGAUGGUAAGAAUAGUCACUUCGUUCUAGAAAUUUUAUCACUGAUUCUGUUGGCUCAAGACUCUUGCUCGGAAGGUUGAAAUAUAGUUGGCAGUCUGCUUUUUCCAUUUUCGUUUUCAUGCAACCUGAACCAAUUCUUAUGCAAAAGCUUUUGCAUGUUGAAAGUAAACUCAUCAAAUUCAAUUCAACCAAGUGAGCAAUCAAUUCCAUUCAACAUUUUUCAUUAUCAUAGACAAACAAAAAGGACAACUCUUAUCGAGAUCUUACUUACAUGUUUAGACUUCUCAGUUCAAGGGUUGAACUCUCUCGUCUAAAUUUCAAGCUCUGAGUUGGGUUUCGACGUAAAUUUUUAAGCUUAAUUCAGUUAAAUUGUGUUGUUAAUAAAUAAUA